Molecule: messenger RNA, 2295 nt
Organism: Ananas comosus (pineapple)
Lineage: Eukaryota; Viridiplantae; Streptophyta; Magnoliopsida; Poales; Bromeliaceae
Product: transcription factor tau subunit sfc1-like
Exons: 14
Coding region: 268-1959 (563 amino acids)
Biological process (GO): transcription initiation at RNA polymerase III promoter
Cellular component (GO): transcription factor TFIIIC complex
Source: RefSeq, a predicted model, not a curated record
AGAUACGAGGGAAGGGUUAUGAGAUUUUAACCAUGCAACCCAUAAGCGACAAUUUCUCGUUCUUGAGAAUCCGUGCGUCCUGUCCCCGCCUUUUCUGCGUCGCACCUCUUUCUCCUUCCUCGUCUCCGCCUCCACCCGCCGUCGCCGUCGCCGUCGCCGUCGCCGUCGCCUUGCCUUCGCCUUCGCCUUCGCCUUCGCCACCUCCUUGUUUAUUAUACCAUCCUCAAACCCUAGCCACCUCCACCCAUUAGAGCCCUCUCUUCUCCAAUGGCGUCCCAAAGCGGGGGCGGCGACUCCCCCAAACCCUCCACCUCCGCCCUAAUCAAAGACGGCGCCGUCUCCGGCGUCCUCCCCGCGUGCGAGGCCUUCGCCGUUCACUUCCCGGGCUACCCCUCCUCCCCCUCCCGCGCCGUCCAGGCCCUUGGCGGCCUCUCCGAGAUCGCCAAGGUGCGGAGCUCGGAGUCGGGCAAUUUGGAGCUCCGGUUUCGACCCGAAGAUCCCUACUGCCACCCGGCCUUCGGCGAGCUUCGGCCUUCGGCUAGCCUCCUCCUUAGGAUCAGUAAAACUAAGAAUGAUCUCUCAGCCGAGGUUAUGGCGCGGGUGAAACAUGCGUACCAUUUUGAAGGUUUGGUGGACUACCAACAUGUUCUUGGGGUACACGCUGCUGAGGCGAGGGUAAAGAAGCGGCCUUGGGAUUCAAUUGAUGCUACGAAUUCAGGAAAGAAUGGGAGUGUGGAGAUGGAUGGGGCAGACAUAAUGAUGCUGGUCCCGCCACUUUUCACUUCCAAGGACCGGCCAGAGAAAAUAGUGCUUAACCCAUCAGCCAAUUUGUUUUCGAAAAACAUACAAAGAGGAGUUGUAAUGCAUCGAUGGGAGAUGGACAUUGAUGAAUGCCUUGCUAUCCCGUUCGAUAGACAAAGUAUUCCAACGAAGAUCAACUGGGAAGAGAACAUACCAAGGGAUACAACUGAGUGGGAGUGGCAGGUGGCUGUAUGCAAACUAUUUGAGGAACAGCCAAUAUGGCCCAGAAGGUCACUUCAUGAACACUUGCUUGAUGAUGGCAUGCAGGUCUCUGAAAAUCAGUUGAAAAGGCUUCUCUUUAGAGCAGGCUACUAUUUUUCUACUGGACCGUUUGGUAGAUUUUGGAUACGAAAAGGAUAUGAUCCUCGAAAAGAUCCUGAUUCGCGGAUAUUUCAGAAGGUUGAUUUCAGGGUGCCUCCUCAGUUACGGAAUCUUGGUGAUUUGACUAUUAAUACUGAGAGUAAGCAGAGGUGGAAGGAUAUAUGUCAGUUUCAAGUAAUACCCUCGAAGAGUUUUGUUUGCUUGCAACUUUUUGAAGUUGUUGAUGAUUUCAUACAAGAAGAAAUAAGAAAACCUUCGAAGCAAAGAAAUUGCUUGCAUUCAACAGGUUGGUUCUCUAGGUCGGCAAUAAAAACCUUGAGGUUGCAUGUUGCCGUAAGGUUUUUGUCUCUGUAUCCUAUUGGUUCUGCGAAAGACUUGUUAAGGUCUGCCAAGGUACUACUUGAGAGGUCCAAGAAAGAAGCAGCUGUUAGCAAAUUUCAGAAGUUGGAAGAGGAGGAACAGCAAAUAAUCUCAGAUUCUAGUUGUUUUGCUGAGGCGUCUUCUGCAGAACCUGAGGAGCAUGAACAUGAGGAUCAAAAUGGCAUAAUUAAUGGUGAAACUGAGGAAGAGGAAGAUGAAGAGGAAGAAGAGGAAGCGGACGGAUAUGAUUCUCCUGAUAUGGCACAAAAGGAUGGCGGUUUCUCUAUUGAUGGUAACUCUUAUAAUGUUGGAGAAAGCAUCCCGAAUGAUUACCUUCAGGAGCUUCUGCGUGGCUUUCCUCUUGACAGAGAAGGCAAAAACUCUCAAUUUACGCAUCUCUUCAAUGGUGCUGAUGCGAGUGAUGAUGAAUACAAGAUAUAUGAACAAGACAGUGAUGACAGUGAGACCCUAUUGUGAUGGUCGAAACAGUUCCUCCCGAAAACACCCAAGGACGAUCGGCUAUGGAGCCUUCAGAUAUUUUGUGUCGUUGUUCAAUCUGCAAGCUCGCUGCUGUGUACAGUAUUUGAUAAUUAUUCCCCUUUUGGUGGGUCAUAUGUUGCAAGUUAGGUCUCUUGGUGCUUUUUUUUGUUUUUUUUUUUUUCCUUGCCCUUUUGUCAUUUUAUGGGGAAUAAAAUCUGCACUCCUAUAAUUUAUCAAUGCGGAAAUGUUUAAUGGGCUAAUAGUAAAUCGAUUCUUGGCACUUUGUUUUGUACAGCUUGAUAUAUCCGUGAACAUACUUAGGAAUUGCCUCCA